Rhipicephalus sanguineus (brown dog tick) is the source of this 1647-nucleotide messenger RNA. Its product is annotated as DNA polymerase beta. Gene Ontology annotation, biological process: double-strand break repair via nonhomologous end joining. Lineage: Eukaryota; Metazoa; Arthropoda; Arachnida; Ixodida; Ixodidae. The transcript has a single exon. Gene Ontology annotation, cellular component: nucleus. The coding region runs from base 263 to 1270 and encodes 335 amino acids. The record is from RefSeq and is a predicted model, not a curated record. Gene Ontology annotation, molecular function: DNA binding; DNA-directed DNA polymerase activity.
CGUCUUCCUUUUUACCCGUUUGUGGAGCUACAGUUUGAUAUAUGGUGAUAUGGUUAAUUAUAUGGUCUUGCUACAAUUUUGGCAUAGUUUUCGAUACAAUGGCUAGAAUAGCACUGUAGUUUCGGUUGUUCACACUCGCACCAAUUCGUACGGUUAUAAGUACGCUGUACGAUUGCAGACGAACCUUGUGUACCAGCGUUUGGUACGUGCGUACUUACUUGCAUGUGAGUGUUUUCGCAGAUCUUCGGGCUUAUAUUUUGACAUGGGCAAGAAGAAGUGGAGUGAGACGGGCAAUCCCAAUCGUGACAUUUGCGAAUUCUUAAAUGAGCUGGCGGACUACGAAAAAAACAUCACGCGUAACGUUUACAAGAGCAACGCGUACCGCAAAGCAGCCGUGACGCUUGAGAAGCUAGACAGAAGAGUGACAAGUGCAGAAGAAGCAAAGGCCCUUCCCGGCAUCGGCGCAAAGAUUUCACAGAAGAUAGAAGAGUUCCUACGAACAGGAAAAGUUUCAAAACUAGAGAAAGUUCGCAGCGAUGAAAGCACAAGUGUAAUUCAAGAGUUAACGCGGGUAUCGGGAAUAGGACCCGCACACGCUAAAUCUCUUUAUGAUCGUGGCAUCCACAGCAUAGAGGACCUGCGUAAGAACCAGGACUGCCUUACGGAACACCAGAAGAUAGGGCUGCGUUACUUGGAAGACAUCGAGAAGCGCAUACCUCGAGAAGAAGUUGGUCUUUUGGAGGCCAGAAUUAUCGAUGCACUGCAACAGUUUGAUAAAGACUACGAGGCAGUCGCAUGCGGCAGCUAUCGAAGAGGCCUGCCUACGAGCGGCGACAUCGACUUGCUAGUGUGCCACAAAAGCUAUCGAUCUACGGACAGGAGGCCGCCGAAACUUCUGGCACGCCUCGUGGAACACCUUCGUGAAGUGGGCAUCAUUACUGACGUCAUGUCUUUGGGAGAGACAAAGUUCGCGGGUGUGUGCCAGCUCGAUUCGUCCAAGCCUCACCGACGCAUUGACAUACGUGUACUUCCUCAGGACCAGUUCUUCUGCGGUUUGCUGUACUUCACAGGCAGUGACUUGUUUAACCAAAGUAUGCGUGCACAUGCGGUUCAACAGAAUAUGAAGCUCAGUGAAUAUGCGUUACGUCCAAUUGGUUGCACAGGAGUCCCAGGGGAGCCUCUGCCUGUAACUAGUGAACGUGAUGUAUUUGAUUGGUUGGGCCUAACCUACUGGGAGCCACACAAGCGCAAUGGGCCCCUUGGGCAAUAAACACAGCGUGUGUGGAAUGGCACAUGGCGAGUUUAUUCACACAGAAUAUGUCUCUCUAGGCUUGCAAGACCAGUUCGAGCCACUGGCGCAGUGCCUCGCCCAGGACAGCUGGCAUUGAGGCAAGGUCCCGGAGGAGAAUGUAAAAGGGGAAUGGGAAGCGUUCCAUGUAGCUGCGGAGCUUGACCUGUCCCGAAGGCCCGAACUCUGGUUGCCGGAUUUCAAGGAUGGAGUCCUAGAGAGCCAAAACCAAUACCAAAGAGAUGUUACAAAAUAAGAAAAAGUAUUGAACUAACCAAUGUUAUUAGCAUUCUGGUAUGGCAUGUGUGCAAUGGAAAAAAAUGACAGCAUCUGAUGUCACUAAUAUACAAAAGUUGUCU